Molecule: messenger RNA, 1038 nt
Organism: Blepharisma stoltei
Lineage: Eukaryota; Ciliophora; Heterotrichea; Heterotrichida; Blepharismidae
Source: the annotation of a GenBank genome assembly
AUGAGUCUAAAGAUCAAACUUGUAUACAAUAAAGAGAUUAGAAAACUCGUCAAACGCCCAGAAACAAUUGAAGACUUAAAAGCAAUGACGCAAAAGCUUUUUGGCUACAAAGACUUUUGUUUCAAAUACGAAGAUACAGAAGGUGACAUCAUCACAAUUUCUUCUGAUUCAGAAUUAGAAGAUGCUUACGAGGAAGCAAUCUCAGAAGAUAUCAAAAGCAUUAAGCUGUAUGCUGAAGAAGACAAAUCUGUAAAUGCAAUAGCUGAUGCUAUAUCUGGAAUAAAUGUAAAAAAUGAUCAAGAUAUGCUACCGAUCAAAAGGCCUUUCAUAAAUAAUAUCAAUUCAUAUGAAAGAAAUGAUUAUGAAGAAGAGCUAAGAAAAGAAAGAAAGUAUGAAACAGCUUGGGACAAUAUUGGAUGCGCUUAUUGCAGCGUAUACCCGAUAACAGGAAAUUGCUAUCAAUGCACAAUUUGCUAUAAUUUCAAUUUAUGUGAGGAUUGCUAUUUUGACGGCAAUCAUAUGCAUCCCCUUGUAAAGCGUAUAAAGCAUGGACUGUUCGGCGGCAGAAAUGUUUCUAUAUAUAUACCACCAAGCAUGAGAAUUUUAAAUACAAGUGGAGUGCAAAAUGGAGAAACGGUUGAGCAUGGAGGAGAAAUCAUUAAAAAAUGAACAAUAUUGAACAAUGGUGAAGCACAAUGGCCACAUAACUGUACACUUGCUAAAGUGAAUGGCCAAUUAGAAAUAGAUCCAAUUAAUAUACCGAAACUUAUGCCAGGAGACAUCACUGAAAUAGUCGCAGUAGUCAGGGUUCAAGAAAGAUCUGGCAUAUUCCAUGGAGAAUGGAGGCUUCAAACCCCAGCUUUUCAAAUGUUUGGCGACGCCUUCAAACUUGAGGUGGUUGUAAGAACGUUGAGCCACGAAGAAAAAGUAGCGAAAAUGGUGGACAUGGGAUUUGGAGAAGAUGCAAGCUUCGCUUCCUUGGUGGCACAUAAUUGGGAUCUUGAUGCUGCAAUUGCUAGCCAUUUAAUUGGAUUGUAA